This is a messenger RNA of Sugiyamaella lignohabitans, 1449 nucleotides long. It is a transcript of the gene CYB2, whose product is annotated as Cyb2p. Lineage: Eukaryota; Fungi; Ascomycota; Dipodascomycetes; Dipodascales; Trichomonascaceae. Gene Ontology annotation, molecular function: oxidoreductase activity; FMN binding. The transcript is spliced from 2 exons. Bases 1 to 1449 code for a protein of 482 amino acids. The record is from RefSeq and is a predicted model, not a curated record.
AUGAGCAGCAGCAGCAACGAGAAAACGAAGAGGAUUCUUUCGAUUGGCGAACUGGAAGCGGCAGCUCUGCCAAUGGCCCCGAAAAUGGCCAGAGAUUACUGGCUGUCGGGAGCUAAUGAAAUGCAGACAGUUCGUGAUAACCGGUCGGCGUUUGAUAACUAUCGGAUCCGGGCUCGAGCUCUGAGAGAUGUGUCUCGAAUCAACAACCGGCCACAACAGCUGUUUGGCAAGACAUUUGAAAUUCCAGUUGGCAUUGCUCCGACUGGAUUCCAGAAACUGGCUCAUGAAGAAGGUGAGCUCGCUACAGCCCGAGCAGCUCAAGCGAAAAACUGGCCCAUGGGUCUUAGUAGCUAUUCCAACACUCCAUUGGACGAGGUCAAGAAAGCCGGAGGUGAUUCGGUGGUGUUUCUACAGUUGUAUGUGUUUAAAAAUAGAGACACUACAGAAAAACUGGUUCGAUGGGCUGAACAGACUGGGUAUAAAGCACUUCUUUUGACAGUGGAUACUCCGGUGAUUGGCCGACGAUUCUCGGAUGUUCAUAACGACUUCAAACUUCCUUCACACCUGGUUCUCGGCAAUUUCCCAGAAUCAUCCGGAUCUGGGCCGGUGGAUGUGGGUGUAGAACCGGAAUCUCUAUCGCGAAGGGGGUUUGCUGACGAUUCUACUGGAGAAUCUCAAGCUGGUAAAGCCAAUGUUUUAGAUCCCUCGCUGACUUGGGAAGAGACUAUUCCAUGGCUAAGAUCCAUCACUAAAAUGGAGAUCUGGGUAAAAGGAAUCGUUACCAGCGAAGAUGCACAACUGGCUCUGGAUGCUGGAGUCGACGGUGUGUGGGUGUCUAAUCACGGAGGUCGUCAAUUAGACUCUGCCGUCGCUACACUUGAUUCACUGCCUGAGGUUGUUGAGACAAUCAAGGGCCGAAUCCCUGUUCACGUUGAUGGAGGAGUUCGCAGCGGAGCUGACGUUUUUAAAGCACUGGCUCUUGGAGCAGACUUUGUGUGGCUCGGCAGACCAGUGCUGUUCGGUCUCCAGUACAACGGCCAGGCAGGCGUCGAGCUCCUCAUCGAUAUCAUCGAAGAAGACCUCGGCUACGUCAUGGCCCUGUCUGGAAACACCGACAUCUCGAAACUAUCUACGAAAACAGGUGCACCUGCGGCUGCUGAGGGAGAAGGAGCUGAAGCAGGAGCUCCAGCAGGGGCAGCAGCACCUCCUGGAGUUGAUGGGGAAGGAGCAGGAGCACCAGCAGGGGCACCAGCAGCACUUGGAGAAGGAGCAGGAGCUCCAGCAGCAGGAGCACUAGGAGCAGGAGCAGCAGCUGGGGCACUAGGAGCAGGAGCAGGAGCAGGAGCAGGAGCAGGAGCAGGAGCAGGAGCAGGAGCACCAGCAGCAGGGGCACUUGGAGCAGGAGCUGGGGCACCAGCAGCGGCACUUGGAGCGGGAGCAGGAUCUUGA